Molecule: messenger RNA, 857 nt
Organism: Ectocarpus siliculosus
Lineage: Eukaryota; Phaeophyceae; Ectocarpales; Ectocarpaceae
Source: the annotation of a GenBank genome assembly
UUCUAUUGUGUACCCGCGGCACUGUCGGGGUCGUUGUCAAAACGUCGCUGCAGGCAAGGGGACUGGAGGGGGCAGAGGCGGAUCCUACGGCUUGGGAAGUGCGCAUGGCAGCGAAGUACUACAAACUCCUCUUCAAGGAGUAUGCGCUGGCAGACCUCUCGAGGUAUCGAGAAGACAAAGUGGGGCUGCGGUGGAGAACAGAGAAAGAUGUCGUCAGCGGGAAGGGACAGUUCGAAUGCGGAGCUUUGAGGUGCCAGGAGAGGAAGGAUCUCCACAGCUACGAGCUGAAUUUCAAGUACAAGGAGGCCGGUGCGGUCAAGAAUGAGCUCGUCAAGGUACGCGUGUGCCCGCAGUGCGCGCGGAAAUUGUUCCGAAAAAAGAUCGAGGCGUUGAGGCGGCAACGCAAGGCGGAAGCACAAAUAAAAGAGCAAGAAAGUGAGGCCGACAGCGACGGGGAACGACGACGAAAGAGAGGAAAAUUGUCAACAUCGUCACCGUCAGGAUCGGUGUCAGCCACUCCAGAUGGCAACGCCGACGACAGGCACGGAAGAAAAUUGCGAGAAACUUCUGCUGGAGAGGGGCACGACUUGAUUCGCCAGGCGGUGGCAGCGGCGGGGGGCACACAAACUGACGCCAAAAAGCGCAACAGGCCGUCGAGAUGGGGGGACAGACUGGAUUCGUCGGAAAGAACAGCUGCUGGUGGGGGCGGCGGUGACAGUGGUAGAUUGGCCGCGGAGGAGGGUGGCGGUGCCAUGGCUGGUGACGACGCGUCCAGGAAAGCGUGGGCGGGGGAGUUGGAGAGGGACCGGACGGCGGAAGAUGAAAUGGACGAUUACCUCUCGUCUCUGCUUCUGUGA